Oreochromis aureus is the source of this 3310-nucleotide messenger RNA. RefSeq names its product EF-hand and coiled-coil domain containing 1 (gene efcc1). Gene Ontology annotation, molecular function: calcium ion binding. The transcript is spliced from 8 exons. Lineage: Eukaryota; Metazoa; Chordata; Actinopteri; Cichliformes; Cichlidae. The coding region runs from base 34 to 1932 and encodes 632 amino acids. The record is from RefSeq and is a predicted model, not a curated record.
CAGUUCGAGGAAAUAUGACUUUGCUCAGUAGAAAUGAUGGAUGCUAUAGACUCCGGUGAUCCAUACAGCCGACCAGCGCGCAGGACACAAUGGAUAGUCAGCACCCUGGCUUACCAUUACGGACUGGACCGGGGAGUGGAGAACGAGAUUAUUGUUUUGGCCACCGGGUUGGAUCAGUAUCUGCAGGAGAUUUUCCACCACAUGGACUAUCAAGGUGCAGGCAAAAUCCCCGUGGAGGAGUUUAACAUCCUGUGUGAAGUUUUGGGACUGGACAAAGACUCGGAGGACACAGAAUGCGUCGACGUUUUGGACAAUUUGCCCAGCGAGCUCACCUUCAGACAAUUCCACGCCAAACUGUGCGGGUACUUCAGCACUAAGGCUGGCUGCCAGUAUGAGAACGGCCGGCUGCUGGUCGGGAUGGACAGCGAACACAUAGAGACUCAGAUCCGCUUGAGGAGCCCGCUGAAGCGCCGAGAGAAACUGCUGUCUGUGGGAGCGAGCAGCGGCCCCUCUCCUCUCGCGGAGGGGCGGCACGCCUCCGGCUGCAGGCUUGGCUCCUGCACCCGAGAGUGCUACGAGGAGAUCGUGGCCCUGGAGGAAGCGGAGGAUCGAAUAGCCAAACUGGAGGAUGAGAAUGCGAGUUUGAGGGAGUUGAUCGAGGACAUGCGAGCCGCACUUCAGAGCAGUGAUGCCCGCUGUUUGGCUCUGCAGGUCGGACUGUGGAAAAGCCACUCCAAACACAAAGCAGAUGAAGGCUGUUUUGUCGCUCGCCAGAAGCAAGCCAUGCAGAAGAAAAUGGCCAACACCAACCUGAAAAGCUUACAGAACAUAAUCCACGAAAUAGAGCUGCUGCGUAGCUCGCGAGAUCGGCAGGUGGAGGAAGCCACGCGUUGUAAUCAGAGACUGGAGCAGGAACUGUGGAGCUCUAAAGAGACUGUGGCUGCAUUGGAGGACUGCAACAGGGCUCUGAAGAGGGAGCAGGUGGCCAUGAGAAGGAAGGUGGAGGAGGCCCGGCAGGCGCUGCUCAGCGGACUGGGUAAAGUGAAGGAACUGGAGGCAAAGGCAAAUCAUGUAUCAGCACUGCAGCGACACAUCCUUCAGCUGGAAUCAGAGCUCCUCUACUACAGGUCAGAAGUGUCGAAACUACAACUCCCGGGCAGCACCAGUGCAGAGCAGCAGCUGAGUGUCGGCAGCAGGCCAGGACAGAGAUGCUGCCUGGAUACCCAGCACGACCGCUGUUCCCCGACAGGAUGUGCUGUAACGACUCCAGACAAGAUGGAGGAACAGCUGUUUCGGUCAGUGGAGGGCCAGGCAGCCUCGGACGAAGAGGAUGACAAGUGGACUGGAGAUCAACAGAGACAAGUGGAUGAGGUGAAGAGGAUCUUAGCCAGGCUAUCCUGCUGUGGGGAAAGGUGCGAGGACAAGGCAUUCAAGAAGUUAAUGUCUAAUUUUGGGAGCUCGAGAAGCGAAGAGAGCUGCAGUGCUGUGUUGGAGCUCCUUGAGAAAGUGACCAGGUUGCAUAAGCAGCUGGAGCUGAAGGAGAGCCAGGCUGAGAUAAACAUGGACCAGAUGAAGGACUCCCUGAUGCAGGAGCUGCAGCAGAAGGCUGAGGAGACUGAGCUGCUUCAGAUGGAGCUGCAGAUGCUGGAGACUGAGAGGGUCCGUCUGUCUCUGGUGGAGGAGAAGCUCGUGGACAUCCUGCAUCUUCUCCAGCAGCUGAGAGACCUGAACGUCUCACGGAGGUCUCUCGGGAAAAUCUUGCUCAGCACUCUGGAGUCUUGCAGCGACCCGCAGCACGGCAAGGCCCAUAUUCUGGAGGUGCUCAAUGCUCUCUAUCAUGAACUUACUGCUUGUGAGAUUCUGUCUUCUGGUAGACCUUUGGAAAAGACACACAGUCAGCAGUCUCUUGAUGCCCUCAUCAUCUCCUGCUAAACAAGACUGCCUCCUGCUGGCCUCGGAAAACGCAAGCGCCUUUUUGGAGGACACUGAAAGCUCAAUAGUGGUGAAAAAUGAAGCUGAUUGAUGUAUAUAGUGUAUUAUAUUAUGGCGAUUAUAAGCCUCUUGCCCUGUAUCUAUAAAGGGAUGUUAAUCUAGAAUUAUUGUAGCAAAGAGCUUUAUUACAUAUAACUGAAAUACAUGCUCACAGAUUUCUUCAAAAGCUUUUAUUGCACAUAAACUUUCAGGAUGCAAAAAAAAUUUGUUUCAUUUGAACUUUUCCACAAAAGAUACUUCUGAAUUUUCACAUUUACAUAAGUUCAACUUUAACAGGACAUAGUGCUCAACCUCUGCUGGUCAACAGGUGAACAACCUCUGACAUAACCAUUCCAAAUAAGCUGAAAAGAUGAUAGGCUACACAAACUGUAGAGAAAUAUGCAAUCUACAGUGUGUUUUACAUCUCAGGAGACCACACAUGCUUUUAUUUUGCAGCCCUUAGGAUGCCUCCGCGUUGGGAGAUAAUGUGGGAUCAUUAGCCACUUUGUAUCUAACUGUGUUGACAUGGUCAUCUGUGACUAUUAAGCGAUAAAUAAAAAAGCCUCUGCAAGUUUGUUUGUCCGGAUAGAAAAUGUAUUUCUGCUCACUUACUCAAGGUCCUCUUACUCACUUUUUGAACACAACACAGUCUUCAUCAGCAUUACUAAUCACCUGACAAAUUGCACAGAGCUAGAUUUUUCAUUCAGGCUCAUAUUUAUUGUGCUCUCAAGUAACAGUGAUGAGUAAUGCACAAGUUAACUGUUGAGUAUGAGAACAAAAUUUGGUGAAUAAAAUGCACUUUGCUACAUUUUUUUACAUUUCACUAUUUAAAGAGUUUUGUAGCCUACUCUGAAACUAACCAACAACCCGGUCAGUGACAUAAUUUUUAAUGCAGUUUAAAAAAAUAACUGGAAGGUCAACAGAAACAAACUGUAUUUGAAUGAAACAACUAGAGGUGGGCGGAUCAAUCCAAAUAUCGAUAAUAUGGAUAACAACUCUAGCAUUGGUAUCGGAUCGAUACCAGCACGAUUGGAUUAAUACUUUGCUUUUUAAGUUCAGUAUGCAGCCCGCUGAACUGUUAAUUAUUUCUUUAGAAAAAAUAAUCCUCAAACAUGCACUAUGAAAAAGGUCCGAACAUUUUUGCGUGCUUUAGAGACAGAAAAUUUUACAUUUGAGGUCUCCAAAAACCCAGUUUCAAAACACAUGAAAAGCUGUUGAAAUUUCCAGGCAAGUAUAUACAUGUUGAAUGACAAGAUACAGUGUUUAAAUAGCAAUUAACAACUUCAGGGUUUUUAUUUCUAUAUGACAAUUUUUCGUAAUUAAACAAUAAGAACAACUA